Messenger RNA from Cottoperca gobio, 1539 nucleotides. RefSeq names its product family with sequence similarity 133 member B (gene fam133b). NCBI's taxonomy places the organism in Eukaryota, Metazoa, Chordata, Actinopteri, Perciformes, Bovichtidae. The record is from RefSeq and is a predicted model, not a curated record. The coding region runs from base 165 to 938 and encodes 257 amino acids. The transcript has 11 exons.
UACCAGUUGGUGGCGGUCAUUCCCCAUUUUGUUGUUAGCCAACCGCCAAAAACAAUCAACAAGAAGAAGAGUCGUCUGCUCUGAUGUGGCUAGGUUAAUGUUAGCAAGGUAGCACUAAUGGUUGCUCUCUCUGUUGGAUAUUUCCCCCCCAUUGCUAUUUCGACAUGGGCAAGAGAGACAAUCGAGUGGCUUACAUUAACCCCAUUGCUGCUGCACGAGCCAGGGGGCCGUCAAAUAACGCAGGGCCAACUAUACAAGAUUAUUUAAGCAGACCUCGACCAACAUGGGAAGAGUUAAAGGAGCAGCUGGAGAAGAAGAAGAAGGGCUCUCGAGCCCUGGCUGACUUUGAGGACAAAAUGAACGUGAAAUGGAAGAAGGAACUGGCAAAAAACCGAGAGAAGAUAAUGGGUGGAGGUGAAAAAGACAAAAAGACAAUGGACAAGGAUAAAGAGAAAAAAGAGAAAAAGAAGAAAGAGAAGAAGAAAUCCAACAGGCAUUCUUCAUCUUCCUCCUCCUCAUCGAGUUCUGAUUCCCCCAGCAGCUCCUCCUCAGAAUCUGAAUAUGCGGAUGAAAAGAAGAGUGUGAAGAAAAAACGGAAGAGAAAGAAGUCCUCAGCCAGGAGAGCAUCGGACAGCUCAGAGGAAGAAUCUGAUGCUGAAAGCAAGAAGAAAAAGAAAAGAAUCAAGGAAGAAGGGGACAAAGAUAAGAAUGACAAGAGCCGUAAAAGAAAAAGGAAGGCCGAGCGGAGUUACAGAGACUCCUCUUCAGAGUCGUUUGCAGAAUCUGAGGGGGAAGAGGCCAAGAAGAAAAAGAGAAGUAGCGAGGAAAAGGAGAGAAUCACAGACACAUCCAAGAAGAAGAGGAAAAAGAAGCACAAGAAACACGGCAGAAAAAAGAAAAAGAAGGCAGCAUCUCAGUCCGACUUGGAGCUCGACUAAGAACCGUAGCUGUACGGUUCUCUCAUCCUUCUGAUGGAUCACAAGUAGUGUUGUUUUGUCUGUUGACCUCUAAAGACUUCUCCCAUCCGGCUUUGGUCAUCACGCUUGAACAAGAGACCUACAAACUUGCAAUGCUGGGGUUCUGUGAGUGAAGUGAAAUUGAGGGAGGCACCCCCAUCCCUCUAUAUGGCAACUACCGGUACAUAUUUUCUGUUGAUUUUUAUCACCAUGCUUUUUGUUGAUAAUUGUUGUUUCAACCACGGGACUGAAGUGAAUUCCCCAUACUUUUCCCCCUCAUCUUGGAGACUUCAGUGUGACUGGCACUCGCUUUCACCUUCACUACGCUGGCCCUCCUGGAGUCGCUCUGUCUUCAUACCAGAGUCUUGCAGUUCUAGUUGCUAGAUGAGUCAUGCUAGUGCCUGCGUCGUGCAUGUAGACCUGAUGUCUUGCCAGCCUCAUAUUGAAGUUGGACUUAUGAUAAGAAAUGUGAGCUGCACCGUCAACAUUUAUACAAGGGAUAAUUGUUCCGUUAGAAUUGUUACACUACAGUGAACAUGUAUAAACAAUGGAAAUUCAUUAAUAAAGUAUUGUUUUAGCCUUU